CGAAGAAAGGACCGCGGAGUUCGCAGUUAUGGCGUCGACUGAAAACAAUGUGGAGCUGAAGCGAAAAGCUGCAGAAGGCCUGGAUGGAGAUGGGGAAAGAGAAGAUACAGACUGGGUCGGACCUAUGCCAAGUGAAGCCUCAAAGACAAAGAAACGGAAAGUUCUUGAAUAUGAACGUGUCUACCUGGACAAUCUUCCAUCAGCCGCCAUGUAUGAACGGAGUUACAUGCACAGAGACGUUAUCACGCAUUUAGUUUGUUCCAAGACAGACUUCGUCAUCACAGCCAGCCAGGAUGGACACGUCAAAUUUUGGAAAAAGAAGGAGGACAACGGAAUAGAAUUUGUGAAACACUUUCGAAGCCAUCUUGGUGUGAUUGAAAGUAUUGCUGUCAGUGCUGAAGGAGCUCUCUUCUGUUCUGUUGGGGAUGAUCGGGCCAUGAAAAUAUUUGAUGUGGUCAACUUCGACAUGAUCAAUAUGCUAAAGUUAGGCUUUCAUCCAGGCCAGUGUGAGUGGAUAUACAACCCUGGAGAUGCCAUUUGCACCGUGGCUUGCUCAGAAAAAUCCACAGGCAGGAUCUUUGUGUAUGAUGGAAGAGGAAGCAACGAGCCCCUUCAUGUCUUUGAUAAAAUGCACUCCUCACCUCUGUCCCAGAUCCGCUUGAAUCCUAAAUUCAGAGUUAUUGUUUCGGCUGACAAAUCAGGAAUGCUUGAGUACUGGACAGGCCUUCCCAAUGAAUUCAGAUUUCCCAAACACGUGGACUGGGAGUACAAAACGGACACAGACCUGUAUGAAUUUGCUAAACACAAAACCUAUCCUGUCAGCCUGGCCUUCUCCCUUGAUGGGAGGAAAAUGGCCACCAUAGCUUCUGACAGGAAAGUGAGAAUUUUCCGUUUCCUGACAGGAAAACUGAUGCGAGUGUUUGAUGAAUCUUUAACAAUGUUCACAGAGCUGCAGCAGAUGAGGCAGCAGCUGCCGGACAUGGAGUUUGGGAGGAGAAUGGCCGUGGAGAGAGAACUGGAGAAGGUGGACGCUGUUCGACUGACAAACGUUCUGUUUGAUGAGACGGGUCACUUUGUGCUGUAUGGAACCAUGCUGGGCAUUAAAGUCAUCAAUGUGGAAACCAACAGAUGUGUGCGAAUCCUUGGGAAGCAGGAGAAUAUUCGAGUGGUCCAGCUGUGCCUGUUCCAGGGGGUUGCAAAGACCAUGAAUGUGGCUCCCACUGUGGAGAUGAAGGCCUCCGAUAACCCCGCCCUGCAGAACGUAGAGCCUGAUCCAACUGUCUUCUGCACCGCCUUCAAGAAGAACCGCUUCUACCUGUUCACAAAAAGAGAACCAGAGGACACAAAGAGUGCAGACUCUGACAGAGACAUCUUUAAUGAGAAGCCUUCUAAGGAAGAGGUGAUGGCUGCCACUCAGGCAGAGGGUCCUAAGAGAGUGUCUGACAGCGCCAUCAUACACACCACCAUGGGAGACAUCUACAUUAAGCUUUUUCCUGUGGAGUGCCCAAAAACUGUGGAGAACUUCUGUGUCCACAGCAGAAAUGGAUACUACAAUGGACAUAUUUUUCACAGAGUAAUUAAGAGUUUCAUGAUUCAGACAGGAGACCCCACAGGCACAGGGAUGGGAGGAGAGAGCAUCUGGGGAGGAGAGUUUGAGGAUGAGUUUCACACCACACUGAGACAUGACCGCCCGUACACUCUCAGCAUGGCCAAUGCAGGACCCGGCACCAACGGCUCACAGUUCUUUGUCACGGUGGUCCCCACUCCUUGGCUUGACAACAAACACACUGUGUUCGGAAGAUGCACCAAAGGCAUGGAGGUGGUCCAGAGGAUCUCCAAUACCAAAGUGAACCCCAAGACAGACAAACCGUAUGAGGACAUCAGCAUUAUCAACAUCACCAUAAAGUGAUAUUCUCUCUAUGUUCUGUACAGUGAUGUUGAUUUUUACUGACUCAAUAAAGAUGGUUUUAAUGGAUUAUAGGAAAUGUUACAGCUUGUAACAAAUAUUACAGAAGUUAACCAGUAAAACAACUGCUGAAACAUUCAGAACAGUAGGAAAAAUGAGCAGAAAAUUGUUGGAAUAUGCUUAAUGCUAUAACAAACUUAAUGGUAGAUAAAAGCCAAAACCUCUACUGAAGGCUAAAACUGGUAAACCUGUAGCUAAAAUCCAACAUUAUACUUAACAUUACCUGACUCGCUGUUUAAAUCUGUAGAUUCAUGUGUUUACAGCUCUGAAACAGAAGUCCAUUUUCUUCAUCUUUUUACUUUUAAUUUUCCAUGUAGAUAGUAACGUCCAGCCUGGGUCACGGAGUGUAUCGAUUUUGCAGAAUGAAAAAAGGUGACAUUGUACAUCUUAUUUUAUUAGUCUAGUAGGAAAGGGGGUGGGGUCCCAUGCACCCGAAAGAUAUAUAUUUUUAACCUAACUUUUUGUAAUCCUAAAGGUGUCUAGUAAAUGGAUUGUGAUGGCCCCAAAGCAAGUUAUUGUCCCAUGUAUGUUUUUAUUGACUAUCUUUAAUGGCCGACCUGGAUUUUCCAUUGUGAAAAAUGAAAACUUUAAAUCAACACAACUCCUAAACUAUAUAUAUGACAGACACCAUUCACCCCAUUUUAUUUUUGUCUUUUCAUGGGUAAUUUGUUGAAAAAAAAGAUUCCUAUGAUUAAAUCAUGUUUGAUGCAUAAUAGCUGGAGUAAACAAACAAAAAAAAAGGCUAAAAUUCGCCUAAACUGAAUCGCAGGAACUACUCUCCUGUACCCUAUUGAUAUUUUUUUCAAAGCUUUGUGUAUUUAUAAUUUUCAACAUGCAUAGUAAACACAAGUUGAUGAUAUCCACU
This is a messenger RNA of Austrofundulus limnaeus, 2831 nucleotides long. It is a transcript of the gene ppwd1, whose product is annotated as peptidylprolyl isomerase domain and WD repeat containing 1. The transcript has 11 exons. Lineage: Eukaryota; Metazoa; Chordata; Actinopteri; Cyprinodontiformes; Rivulidae. The coding region runs from base 29 to 1909 and encodes 626 amino acids. Gene Ontology annotation, biological process: protein peptidyl-prolyl isomerization. Gene Ontology annotation, molecular function: protein binding; peptidyl-prolyl cis-trans isomerase activity. The record is from RefSeq and is a predicted model, not a curated record.